Etheostoma cragini (Arkansas darter) is the source of this 1911-nucleotide messenger RNA. RefSeq names its product hippocalcin-like protein 4. The record is from RefSeq and is a predicted model, not a curated record. The coding region runs from base 259 to 834 and encodes 191 amino acids. The transcript is spliced from 4 exons. Lineage: Eukaryota; Metazoa; Chordata; Actinopteri; Perciformes; Percidae. Gene Ontology annotation, molecular function: calcium ion binding.
CAUCUAUGCAAAUGUGUUGGCAAGGGAGACGCAGUGGUUCAUUCAUCAUCUUCUUCCAGAGAGAGGGAGAGAGAGAGAGAGAGAAAGAGAGAGAGAGGUGAGCUAACACAAAGGUUAUUUUACAUGAGGGAGAGGGAGGAACUGCUUUGGACCAAAAACACUGCCACAAGAAUAUCUGCAAAGCGAAGGACAGGCUUUGGUUUCAAAGCUGCAAGGAGCUUAUUCUUCUUCCAGACAUUACAGGAGAGGUGAAGCAUCAUGGGGAAACACAACAGCAAGCUAGCUCCAGAGGUUCUGGACGACCUGACCAAGAACACCGAAUUCAACGAGGCAGAGCUCAAGCAGUGGUACAAGGGCUUCCUCAAAGACUGUCCCUCUGGCAUCCUCAACCUGGAGGAGUUCCAGCAGCUCUAUGUUAAGUUUUUCCCAUACGGUGAUGCCUCAAAGUUUGCCCAGCAUGCGUUUCGGACAUUUGAUAAGAACGGCGAUGGGACCAUUGACUUCAGAGAGUUCAUCUGCGCCCUGUCCAUCACCUCCAGGGGCAGCUUCGAGCAGAAACUCAACUGGGCUUUCAACAUGUAUGAUUUGGACGGGGAUGGGAAAAUCACUCGCAUGGAGAUGCUGGAGAUCAUCGAGGCCAUCUACAAGAUGGUCGGCACUGUGAUCAUGAUGCGUAUGAACGAGGACGGGCUGACCCCGCAGCAGCGUGUGGACAAGAUCUUCUCCAAGAUGGACAAGGACCACAAUGAUGAGAUCUCCCUGGAAGAAUUUAAAGAGGCCGCCAAGUCUGACCCCUCCAUCGUCCUACUGCUGCAGUGUGACAUGCAGAAGUAGAGACCGGGAUGGGUGGAGAAACAGAGGGAGGGAGGGAAGGAAGGAUAGGGGAAGAGUUGAACUGAAACAAGAGAAGGAAGGAGGAUGAGUGAAUAGAGAGGCCGGGGAAUGAAGGGAGGGACGCAGCUUAGGGAGUAGGAGGUAGGGAAACCUUUUUCCUUCUUUUUUUUGAGGCAGUGAAGACUGGCAAUUAGCCGUAGAUCUCUGAGUGAUGCCAUAAUUUUUGUCACACGUUUACAGUACUGUACACUUCAGUCUAGCUUCAGUCUAGCUAGGCGUCUUUAUAAAUCCAAUCUGAUGAUCUGUGAAAAGAGGAAAUUCCCCAUGCUGAAAUAUUGUAAGGAUUUCCACCCUGCAGUACAACAUAUACUGCACCUUCAUCUUAUAUUUCCCUUAUUGCUUGUAAAACAGUGAAUGCUUUGUCCACCCUUUUCAAAAUGUUAAUAUUGAGACAGAGCAAAGCAGGUUGCUUCCGAUUGAUUUCAAAGGUCAUGAAAAAAUAGUUGUACAAAGUAUGCAUAUUUGCUUUUUUUCUGAAUUACAUCAAAUGAUUGAUAGUAUCAAUGUUUAAUGUGGAGCUACAGACUGAAAACAGGGAGAUAGCAAGAGGAUAAAUAAAUCUAUUAACCAGUACGAUGACAGUAAGGUGACAUAUUCAUUUUUUAAGUUUUUUUCACGCUUUAACUUUUUCUUUAACAUUUGGACAGAGCAAGGCUAGCUGUUUGCUAAGCUAAACUGAGCUAAGCUAAUCGUCUCUAAGAAAGUGUUUUUGACCUUCUCAUCUUGUCAAAAAGCACAUUAACAUUUUCCAAAAUAUGUAACUAUUCCUUUUAACCCUCCAGUUGUCAUCGAGUCAAAUUUGACCCUUUAAAUCUGAUCCUAUAUCUGAAAUAUGAAGUUCUUUUACUAAUUUACCACAAAAAAAUGGAUUGAAUUCCAUACAACGCUCUUUGCAAAUACAAGUGAUCUCUUUCAUUCCACUGAUCUUAACUAUUAGUCAAAAUAAUUCAUAAUUUCUACUUUUUUAACUCAAAUAUUAGGUAUAACUCUAUGUAAAUGAGGGUUAUUGACAAUGUA